GUAUUGCCUUCUGUAGUGCUGCUCACUCACUGUGUAAAACAGCAAGGACCACACACACGAGACUCGCCAGCAGAAUGGAAUCCCCCAAACAACUGCACCCGAUUGAAUGCCCAACUGCCAACGCAGCCAACAAUGUACUUCAUCCGCUCUGGCUUGCCCGGGAUGUACUCGAGCGCAUCGCCAGCUUCGCGCCCCAGAAUGAGAUGCCCCUGACGCUUCGCCUGCUGAAUAAGACAAUCGCGACGGUUUUGUCAUCUCCAGAGCACAAGCGUGUGCGGGCAUCGCAGCCGCUGCCCGCCCACGCCUACAGCAGCCUGCCCGCUGCCGCCAUCCAGCGGGGCUCCACAUGGCAGCGCGAGGAGCUCGUGCGCGUCGCGGCUCGCAGCGGCAGUCUUGAGGCUGUGGACGCAGCGCUGGCGGCUACAUGCCUGUCUAAAUGCCUGUCUAAUGGGGAUUGGCUGCUGGGGGCCGCUGCCGAGGCCCCAGGGCCGGGCGUGGCGCUGGCGCUGUGCCAACAGCUGGCGGCCCGGGGCUGGCUCACACGGGUAUGACGCCGGUCUGAAGAGGGGCAAAAACGUGUCCACACGUGUUUCUCCACGCUCGCGUAGACUUAGCCUCCCUCUUUCAGAAUUUAACUUAUAUGACAUAUAAGGAUGCUAAAGUUUGGUUCCCGUCGCAUUCUGCGAGGGUGGCUGUCACCACAUUUCGCGAGGCAUGCUUUCGCCAGGGUCGCACUCUUAAGCCCGGGAGCAUGUUUCUAGUCUCCUUGCAUGUAUGUUUGAUGACGGCAACAAUAAUUGGCAUCAAAGCGCGGUAAUUGUGCAGACUUGAGAAGCCUGUUCACCGCGACGUCACCGAAUAGGACGCAAACAAAAU
Chlamydomonas reinhardtii is the source of this 876-nucleotide messenger RNA. RefSeq lists its product as uncharacterized. The transcript has a single exon. The coding region runs from base 204 to 551 and encodes 115 amino acids. The record is from RefSeq and is a predicted model, not a curated record. NCBI's taxonomy places the organism in Eukaryota, Viridiplantae, Chlorophyta, Chlorophyceae, Chlamydomonadales, Chlamydomonadaceae.